Molecule: messenger RNA, 1276 nt
Organism: Xenopus tropicalis (tropical clawed frog)
Lineage: Eukaryota; Metazoa; Chordata; Amphibia; Anura; Pipidae
Gene: tpsb2
Product: tryptase beta 2
Exons: 7
Coding region: 27-950 (307 amino acids)
Biological process (GO): proteolysis
Molecular function (GO): serine-type endopeptidase activity
Source: RefSeq, a predicted model, not a curated record
AGUCACCAAAGCAAAAAAAAGAAAGCAUGAACUCCGUCCUUCUUCUCCAAGGGUUGCUACUUCUGACUUUGGGAAUCUGUGGAAUUUCUGAAGAUGCACCAUCCUGCGGGAAACCUAGGGUUUUUUCCAAGCGGGUCGUAGGAGGGCACGCCACAAAGAAUGGCAAGUGGCCAUGGCAAGCGAUCGUGGUGAUUCCCAAUCAGUUCAUUUCUGGGGCAACACUUGUCAGCAACAAAUGGGUUGUAUCUGCAGCUCAUUGGUUGGAAAGUGAGGAACCCGGCAAUGUUGAUGUCAUUCUUGGGGCCUUCAACAUAGUUCAAGACCACGACGAGCAUUCGCCCAUCAAAGCCAAACAAAUCAUUAUCCAUCCUGAUUAUAGUCCUUCCACUCUACUUGCGGAUAUCUGCCUUAUAGAGCUUUCAGAAAGUGUGUCCUACACCAUCCACAUCCUUCCAAUAUGUCUACCUGCACCUUCAAUGGCAUUCCCAUCAGGCACCAGGUGCUGGACAACUGGCUGGGGAGAUGUAGAGUAUGGCGGUUACCAGCCCAGACCCAACACCCUACAAGAAGUGGAAUUGCAAUUGUUCAGUGACCAGCAGUGCAAGAAUGCAUACUUUUCAGAGAUCCAGCCAGACAUGAUAUGUGCAGGGGACUCAUCCGGUGGAAAAGAUUCCUGCCAGGGUGACGGUGGAGGACCCCUGGUUUGUUCUGCGGGUGGGCAGUGGUACUUAGUCGGAGUGAUCAUAUUUGGGACUGGAUGUGGAAGGAAGGAUUACCCUGGGGUGUACACGUCUGUGGCUCCCCACACUGAGUGGAUUGAGAAGUCUAUUUCUAGUGGCUCAGCACAGCUUGGGUCAGCACCUGGCUGGGCAGGCGUCAGACUGUGCUCAUAUUGGUUGACUCUGGGGGACUUGUGGAUUCUUCUCCUAAUAAUGAGAGCCGUUCUAUGAUUGGACUGUUAAAGCUUCGGUCUAUGGUUGGGUUUGUCUUGCUUUGGUCAUAGUUGUGGUGACCCACCAAGAAGAACACCUUUCUGACUGCUCAUGUGGACUGUUUAGUGGAAUGUUCUUCUUCUCUAAACAUGCGUGUGAGAUAUUUAUUCAUUCACAUAUUGCAGCCCAUCAACUGGAUUGUUUGGAAGUGCCAACAUUUUCUUGCAAACUCAUGUGGUGGCCCUUACAUGGGGGGCUUUUAUAGCCAAGUUUAAUAUUUAAGCAAUGCUUCACAAUAAAUUUAAACAAACAGGGAUCUUAAAAAGUUUAACAAACAAGGGUAU